Messenger RNA from Aspergillus glaucus CBS 516.65, 1181 nucleotides. RefSeq lists its product as uncharacterized. Bases 258 to 713 code for a protein of 151 amino acids. NCBI's taxonomy places the organism in Eukaryota, Fungi, Ascomycota, Eurotiomycetes, Eurotiales, Aspergillaceae. The record is from RefSeq and is a predicted model, not a curated record. The transcript has a single exon.
UAGGAGCCUUGGUAAUGGCUUGGAAGCAAUCAUGUUUUGGUUGCGCUCUCGAGAAGAGCCAGGCUAGUCUCCUAGUGAGGUAGAUGUCAUGAUAGUUACCAGUACAGCCUGAAUAGAAAAUCAAUACACAGUCAUCAUGUGACUGUAUGGAAAGCUGUUACUGUUUGUCAAUACGCCAACUACUCAGACAGCUGUUUUACCAUAUCGAAGCGAGGUAUCAGUUCCUGCAACGACGUCAUCAUUCAUGACUGUUGGAAAUGUCUCAACAACAACGUGUCUUCUUAAUCCGCUCCAAUCUUGCAAUCCAAGACCCCGACGUCCCCAGCCCCCGCUGGCACACUACCCUCUUCGUGGAAACCGAGAAAGACGGCGCGGGCUACAUUCACGAAGCCAACGGCGACAUCACAUCUCCUCAGAGCAUGAAAUACUCCCCUAGCUUUCAAAACGCACCAGAGACGUCUGAAGGUUUCUUCUCGAAGGAGUUCCUGGCUUUCACGGCGUCCCUCCACCUCGAGCCAUGGAGAGCCUUUUUGGACAGCGUCCCUGCCCCUCAUCAGCAGAAGGCGUUUAAUUUAGCGCCGAUGAGGACGGAGCCGUUUAAGACUCUUGUGCCACUCGCUUUUUAUGCGCCGGGGGAGGAGAGAAAGUCUCUAAUUAAGUGUACGGAGUGGACCGGGACCACAGCCCACGUCGAGGAUGUGAGCAGCCGGUAAGCAGUGGAGUGAAGUAGCCGCACGAGUCAGAAGUUGAACGGAUCUGAUGGGCCGCCAUCAUUUCAGAUGUGUGUCCCUGUGUAUAAUCAGGCAUUUUGAACUGAUGUACUGGUUUUAACGGAUAUGAACGAGUGCUUUGUGGUUGUUGUAGUUGUUGCGAGAUGAUCAUAAAUACGAAGGACAAGAUGGAUUAAAUAGAGUGUCGGCUAUGCGGGGCGUCUUCGUAUCGGCAUCGGAGUGCUCGAACUAUCACUGUGGUUAGCAACAACAUUCAUCGGAUGCAUAAUCGCGAUCUCUCGUAACUAUAGCUUCCUCGGAUCCAUGAGGCAUCCGUGAUGGUGGCAGAUGCGGCAUAGAGUAUCUGCUAAAGCGAACGGCUAGAUUAGCGUUUCUCGGCGUGGUACCUCUUAGUCCAAGUGUUCAUUGAGGAUUCUCAGAUGAAGCUUCCAGUAGUUAUCUCCAGUAGCA